AUGGCGGGCGAGGCCGUCACGGCCAUGAUCGUGGCUGACGACGGCGGCGACGACCCCCUGGCGGACCGCCGCGAGGACCGGGAGGCGGCGGCGGAGCGGGAGAGGAAGGCGAAGGUGGCGAAGCUCAAGGCGCAGACGGCGAACGCGAUGGAGGUGGUGCGGACGCAGCAGGCCGCGAAGGAGCGGGGAGCCUUGGACGAGGCGGCUCUCACUGCGAACGAGGUCGCGGGAGCGCCGGUGAAGGGCACCUCCGCCAUGGUCAAGAGCAUCUUCGAUUCCCGACGCGAUGGCAAAGAUUGGAAGAUGGUGCAGCGGCGCGAGCAGCGGAAGACCCAGACCGGCGCGGGCACUGCCGCGCAGGUUCUGGCGGGUCUGGAGACGGUGGCGGCGUCGGCAAUGGAGAUGUACAAGAAGGACGGCGCCGACGCACUCACGGUGACGGAUGCGCACGCGGUGCUGGUGAAUGACGUGGCGCUGAAGCAGGGCAUGCUGGCCAUCUCGUCGAAGGCGAGGUCGAACUACCCGCAGUUCGUGUCGUGGCUGGCCACAUUUGCCACGUUUGUGCAGUGCUUCUUCCCCUGCGGCUGGCGGCACAAUUUGCCUAUAGAUGGGAGCGGAGGGAAGGCGAUUGCCAUCCAGCCGAAGCUGGUGGUGCUUUACCUGGCGAUGGUUGCCAACGGCUUGGUGCCGAUGGGCGGGUUGGAUCCCUAG
Emiliania huxleyi CCMP1516 is the source of this 711-nucleotide messenger RNA. RefSeq lists its product as hypothetical. The coding region runs from base 1 to 711 and encodes 236 amino acids. The transcript has a single exon. The record is from RefSeq and is a predicted model, not a curated record. Lineage: Eukaryota; Haptophyta; Isochrysidales; Noelaerhabdaceae.